CGCUGAUGUUGUCUUGUUCAUUCGUGCAGUAUUAUCGUGUGUGCUGUGUGUGUCUGUCCUCUCAGCAGCGCAACCAGAGUGAAACACGACACUCAUUUGAAGUGAAUUAUUAAUGGCAGACAGACGAUUGUGGAAAUAAUUGCCAAUAUGGGGGAUGAUGACUUAGACUACAACAUAGUUUUUUCAGAGGCACUGAUCUCAGAGAAACACUGGCGUGGAUCGAAGGAGCCAGUCGUUAUUCUGCUGGGCUGGGCGGGCAGCAGAGACAAGCACCUCGCCAAAUACAGCUCUAUUUACAACGAACAGGGUUGUACGACUCUACGCUACACGGCUCCUUUAAAGACGGUUUUUAUUUCAGAAUCAUUGGGCUACAAGGAGCUAAGAAGCACUGCACACAAACUACUCGAACUUCUGUAUGACUACGAGGUGGAAAACAACCCGAUCUUCUUCCAUGUGUUCAGCAACGGGGGCUUCAUGCUUUACCGCUACAUGGUUGAGUUGCUGCACAGUCACAAGCAGUUCAGCACUCUGUGUGUGGUGGGCACAGUUGUGGACAGUGCUCCGGGCAGCCAAAACGUCGUAGGGGCCCUCAGAGCACUCAAAACCACUUUAGGGCCCAAAGUGAACGUGCUACUGCAGUACUUCCUCCUGGCACUGUUUGCUGUUGCGGUUUUCCUCCUCAGGAUUGUUUUGUAUCCCUUGACCAAGUAUUUUCACAGGAACCACUAUGAUGCUAUGAUGGAGCAUCCAGCGCCGUGGCCUCAGAUGUAUCUCUAUUCCAGAGCAGACCGCGUGAUCCGCUACAGGGACGUGGAGAAGAUGGUGAAAGGGUUGCAGGAGAAAGGGCUGAUGGUUGAAAGUUUUGAUUUCAUCACCCCUGCACACGUGAGCCUGUUCAGAGACUGUCCCGAGGACUAUUCUAAUAGAUGCAGGACGUUUCUGAGCCACUGCAUGACUACUUCAGAGGAGAUCUUGAUGAAAAAGCAUCACUAAUUAUGCAGUUCAUGACUGGCUCAUUAAUAUACUCGCUGUACACUUUUUUUAUCGUGUACAAACUACCCUAUUUGUGAAAUAAAAGCACUGCUGUUUAAUAUAAUCAACUUAUCUCAAGCCGUACAUGAGGUUUUUAACAGGGGUCUACAACAACUUAUCUCCGAAGUAUUUUUGUCUUAUGCUGUGAAAUGAUUUGUAAAUUAGGGAGUUGUUGAUUUGUAACAUUGAGAUUUUUAGAUAUUGUGUACGAGUAAUUUUUUGUUGUCUAGACAUUGUGAAUGAAUAAAUUAAUAUAUUUGA
Molecule: messenger RNA, 1293 nt
Organism: Danio rerio (zebrafish)
Lineage: Eukaryota; Metazoa; Chordata; Actinopteri; Cypriniformes; Danionidae
Gene: tmem53
Product: transmembrane protein 53
Cellular component (GO): nuclear outer membrane
Source: RefSeq, marked provisional